UAAAGCAAUGGAAUCGUUCACAAUAAUGAUACGAGAUAACUGAAGACUAUAACGUUACUUUUGUAGAUUUGUACAUUUUAAUUGUGCGUACACCGUUUAGAUAUCUAUAUAGUGUUUGGUCUGUCAACCCUGUCUUGUCAACACGUUAUAGGGAAGUAUUUUAAGAGUUGUGCCCCUCUGUGAGGCAAGAAACGACGUGAAGCAGUGGACGGAUUGUAUUUAGCCAGUCAUUGCCAUGGCCUCCGAAAGCGGCGAUAGCAACAUGGACAGGGAAAUGAUUUUGGCUGACUUUCAGGCUUGCACUGGGAUUGACAACAUUGCAGAGGCAAUCACACUAUUAGAGCUUAAUAACUGGGACUUAGUGGCAGCAAUCAAUGGAGUGAUACCACAAGAAAAUGGAAUUUUGCAAAGUACUUAUUCCAGUCAGGCAAGUCAAGCCAACAUUUUUGGACCUGUCAGCCAAUCAGAAGCCGCAGAAGCAGAAGCUAGAGGAGCUGUGCCACCACCACCACCCUCCUCCUCUUCGUCUUCAUCCUCUCCUCCAUCGUCUGCCUCAGCAUUUUGUCCCCUCAAUGUCUCCUCACGACACAUUGUAGAACGGCAGUCUCGAAUGCUCCACUUUCGGGUGGAGUACCGGCAGCGCUCUGUGGAGCUUGUUGUAGAGGAAGCUAGUACAGUCGGUGACAUCAAACAGAUUCUUGAGUCAGAACUUGGGAUACCAGUGUCUAAAAUGCAACUGAAAGGCUGGAAAAGUGGGGAUGUAUCUGACAGUACCGUGUUGAGGAGUUUACACCUGCCCAAGAACAACAGCCUCUAUGUCCUGACCCCUGACAUUGCUCCUGCAGCCAGUACCAGUACAAACAGUGCUCUACAAGAUUCAUUAAACCAGAACUUUCUCUUGGUCAUCAGUCAUCGUGAGGCACAGAGAGACUACAGCCUGAACUUCCCCGGCUCCAGAACCAUACAGGAGGUGAAGAGAAACAUUUCAGACUUGACAAACAUCCCAGUUCGACAUCAACAAUGGGAAGGAUGGCCAGCGUCUGCAUCUGAUGACUCUAUGACACUAGCUGUUUCGGGUAUUAGUUAUCCUUGCCAUCACCUCAGUGUUUGUCGGAGGUCAUCACCAGCCAAUCCUCAGGAGCCAACAGAAGAGUGUGCAGAUGUCCAUAUGAUCAGCGACAGUGAGGGCGAUGACUUUGAGGAUGCCUCAGAGUUUGGAGUCGACGACUCAGAAAUGUUUGGAAUGGGCUCGUCGAGUAGUCGAAAAUCACCUAUGAUGCCAGAAAACAGUGAAAAUGAAGCUGAUGCCUUACUGCACUUUACUGCUGAAUUUUCUUCAAGGUAUGGAGAGAACCACCCCAUGUUUUUCAUUGGGUCUUUGGAAGCAGCAUCUCAAGAGGCCUUCUAUGGCAAAGCCAGAGACAGAAAGCUGCUGGCGAUCUACCUCCACAAUGACGACAGUGUUCUCAGUAACGUCUUCUGCUCUCAGAUGAUGUGUGCUGAUUCUAUUGUUUCCUACUUGAGCCAGAACUUUAUCACAUGGGCUUGGGAUGUCACUAAAGAAGCUAACAAAGCCAGACUACUCACCAUGUGUACACGGCACUUUGGCAGCGUGGUAACUCAGACUGUGCGGACAUAUAAAACAGACCAGUUCCCAUUGCUUCUUAUAGUCAUGGGAAAACGCACAUCCAACGAAGUUCUAAAUGUUAUUCAAGGCAAUACAACAGUCGAUGAGCUUAUGAUGAGAUUAAUGGGAGCCAUGGAAAUCUUCACAGCACAACAGCAAGAGGAUAUCAAAGAUGAGGAUGAACGAGAGGCAAGAGAGAUGGUGAAGAGGGAGCAGGAUGAAGCCUACCGCUUGUCACUAGAAGCUGACCGCAAGAAGAGAGAAGCCCAGGAAAGAGAAGAAGCUGAACAAGUGCGUCUUGAGCGAAUGAAAAAGGAACAGGAGGAAGAGAAGGAGGCUAUUCGUUUGUCACUGGAGCAGACCCUACCGCCGGAGCCUGAGGAGGAUUCAGGAGAACAGAUCAGUAAACUGAGGAUCCGCACUCCCAGCGGAGAGUUUGUGGAGAGGCGCUUCCUUGGCAGCUGUAAACUGCAGGUCCUUUUCGACUUUGUGGCCUCGAAGGGUUACCCCUCAGAUGAGUUCAAGCUGCUCACCACCUUCCCUCGUAGAAAUAUUACACAGUUGGAUCCUGCCUCGACACUGGUGGAGGCCAAGUUGUUCCCACAGGAGACACUGUUUCUGGAGGCUAAAGAGUAGGACAGAGACACUGGACUGGACUGGCUCCACACACACUAGUCACUGAGCAUGGGCCCUGCCACUCUCUCUCCUCCUCUCACCCCAAAGACCCACCUCGCAUCGGCAUGCACAUCCAGUGACAGAGUGCAAAGAGGCUAGCCCUGGGUCUGGCCAUGCUACAGGACAGCCUGAGUGGAGCUCGGGCAGUACCACAAGCACACAGCCAAACACUUCACCUCCCUGAUCUCCUCUAUCCUCCUCAACUCACAUUAAAUGACAACCUUAUGAUGGAAACCGGAGCACAGAGCAUUGAGAAACUGAGUGGACUCACAGUUGUCAUAUAGGAAAAAUAAUUCAAGAAUACACCAAGGCUGCUUUUAUAAAAACCUGUUUUUUGUGUUUGGAAUUUACAAAAUCCUAAAUAAAAAAUAAAUAAAUUAAGAAGAGACGCUGUCCAAAAGAGGUGAUGCGUGUAUCUUCUGCACUUGUGUUAAGGGUUUCGAUCUUUUCCAGAUUUCAUCCUCCAGCCCACACCCUUCUGCCCAUGUUUGCCACAAAGAAAAAAAACGGGCGUGAAUUCUGCAGUGUUGCUCUGGACCGCACUGUCUUGAUUUCAUCAGCUUCUCCAAAACAAUUAGUUCUGUUUUCUUUUCGCUCCAAUUCUUUUGAUCCUUUUUAAGUUUGAUGCUGUAUUAGUUUUAGUUGGAUUUACAUUAUAUAAAGUAUAUGAAUAUUGACAACAAA
This is a messenger RNA of Boleophthalmus pectinirostris (great blue-spotted mudskipper), 2986 nucleotides long. It is a transcript of the gene faf1, whose product is annotated as Fas (TNFRSF6) associated factor 1. Gene Ontology annotation, molecular function: NF-kappaB binding; ubiquitin binding. The record is from RefSeq and is a predicted model, not a curated record. Lineage: Eukaryota; Metazoa; Chordata; Actinopteri; Gobiiformes; Gobiidae. The coding region runs from base 236 to 2263 and encodes 675 amino acids. The transcript has 19 exons. Gene Ontology annotation, cellular component: nucleus; endoplasmic reticulum.